GAAGGCUAUUAGCUCCUCCCUUCUUCCCCUUCUCUUCUGUCUUCUCUCUCAAUUUUAUUCUCUCAAACAUAUUUUCUCAGCAAAAAUCUUAUCUCUUCUGCGUCUCCUUGCUUUUUGUCUCAUCCCGUACGGAUCGACUCGGCUGGAUUUUAGUUACUCUGCGGCAAUUUCCGGUCGGCAUUUGCCUCGCCCGAUACCAGGGCUUAAUCUGUAGCUGCGUAACGGCACUGUUUCCCCUUUUUAAUCUAUUUCCCGGCGAUCUUUCACAGGUUGCCCGAUCCGAAAGUUCUCUAAUUUGAGAUGAUCUUUGAGGGGUUAUUUGGUGGUUGAAGAAAAAUUCUUUGAUUGAAUUCGUCUUUGUGUUAUUUUCAAUCUCUAUCUGUUUUUCAAAUUUAAAGACGAUGGAGCAAGGUAAUAGCGGGGAUUUCCCGCCGAAAAAGCUCCAGUCGGUUACAACAACGGGAACGACUACGGCGACCUCGGAUUUCCCGCCGAAAAAGCUCGCGAGGCAGCUGGAUUUCACGGCUUUCUGCAGUGUAUCGACGGCUGUCGUCUUGCCGGAGCAUUCACAGCCGCAGCCACAGCCACAAUUACAGUUACAUCCACAUCCACAACCACAACCACAUAUACAUCAACAGCCACAGCCGCAGUCGCAACCGAAAACACAGCAGCAGCCACAGCAACACUCACUGCCGCCGCCGCAGCCUCAACCUCCGCAUCCUCGUCCUUCGUUGCCCGUGGUAAAGCCAGAAUCCCCAAGGUCGCGCCUGAGGCCUGGCUUUGAAGUAAAAGAUGGCACUCCAAAGAAACAAAAGCAAUGCAAUUGCAAACACUCACGUUGUUUGAAGUUGUACUGUGAGUGCUUUGCUUCUGGAAUUUACUGUGAUGGGUGCAAUUGUGCAAAUUGUUAUAAUAAUGUUGAGAAUGAGGCUGCUAGACAGGAGGCUGUUGAAGUUACUUUAGAGCGAAAUCCAAAUGCAUUCCGACCAAAGAUUGCUAGCAGUCCACAUGGAACUAGAGAUAAUAGGGAGGAUACAGGGGAGGUUCCAAUGGUGGGAAAGCACAACAAAGGAUGCCAUUGCAAGAAAUCUGGAUGCCUUAAGAAGUAUUGUGAGUGCUUUCAGGCCAACAUUCUCUGCUCUGAAAAUUGUAAAUGUUUGGAUUGCAAAAACUUUGAAGGCAGUGAAGAGAGACGGGCUCUGUUUCAUGGAGAUCAUGGAAAUGCUAUGGCCUACAUCCAGCAGGCAGCCAAUGCUGCCAUUACUGGUGCUAUAGGAUCUUCUGGUUAUGGAUCACCUCCAACGUCCAAGAAGAGAAAAAAUCCAGAACUUUUAUUCUGCAACACAGCCAAGGACCUAUCUGUUCACAGGCUUGCACAAUUCCCUCAGGGAAAUCAUCUAAAGGCUUCCACAUCUUCUCCCUUGUCUUCUGUCCCUGUUCCUCGUGUUGUUAACCCUGCAACAUUGGGCUCUUCAAAAUCUGCAUACAGGUCUCUGCUAGCAGACAUUGUGCAACCAGAGGAUGUGAAGGAGCUUUGUGCACUUUUAGUAGUAGUAGCAGGAGAAGCUGCUAAGACACUUUCAGACAAGAGCAGUAUAACAGAGAUGCAAGCAGAGAGAGAAGAGCAGCUGGACAGUUCCCUUGCUUCUUCAACUCAAGACAAGGACAGUCAGAAAGAACCUGAACCUCAUAAAGCUGUGGCUGAUGAUCGCUCAAGUGGUACCCAAGCUGAUAAAAUGGGAACAGAUGAUUCUGGGUCAGAUGGUGCAGACAUGCAGAAAGGACGACCAAUGUCCCCUGGGACGCUUGCACUGAUGUGCGAUGAGCAAGACUCAAUGUUCACGACUGCUCCAUCACCCAAUGGGGCAAUUUCCCAUGGGCGCAACACACCUUUGCGGUCACCCUUUGGGCCGGGCAUGACUGAGGUGUAUGCAGAGCAGGAAAGGCUUAUAUUGACAGGGUUCCGGGAUUAUCUUCGAAGGCUCACUGCUUGUGCAAGCAUUAAAGAAACAAAUUGUUCUUCAUUGGCCAGAACAACCGAGGCUGGUUGUCCACAGGAAUCUGUUGCCAAUGGCACUGUGAAAAUUCCUGUUUCAGCCAAUGCUGACACCCAACAGUUGAGUGCAGCUACCGGUGUAAAAAUUCUUGCCCCACCCAAUGCUCAGACAUUCCAGACAACAGGUCCUGUCAACUGCAAUUCCAAUAACACUGUGACAACACACCAGGCAGUUAGUGCCGUCACCACUUCUAAUAACGGUGUGCUGCCAAGGGAUAGACAGCCCUCUGAAAAUGGCGAUGUAAAGCCAAAGAUCGAAAAAGAGGAUACUUAAAAAAGAUGGGUAAGCAAGAGGACAGACUACAAAGAAGGGGGUGGCCCUAAGCAUGUUAUUACAUCUUUGUAAUACUUGGCCAAGCCGCCAAUAUUCAAUUCAGCUGCCACUGAUUUUGAGCCUCAUUGUUAGAACGCCGUGGUUGAAGAAUCAAUCACGAUCAGGUCCAUUUUUUUUUUCAUUAAUAUAUAUUUUAUUUCUACAUAGUUCUUUUUGCCUCAUCUGCGGUGCAUCUUGGUGCGUGGUAGCUUUUUCUUUUUUCUAUUAUUUAUUUGUCCAAUUUUGUUAAGCCAGAGGCUUAUUUUACGGGGAGGUGAUUUUACUUGACCCUCAUUGUGAAAGGUGGAAUGUUUUCCUUGGCGGUGAAUGUUUCCUUUGUGUGGGCAGUAGAUCUCCAGAUAAAUAAAAUCUUUACUGUGUUGAUCACUUGA
Molecule: messenger RNA, 2761 nt
Organism: Nelumbo nucifera (sacred lotus)
Lineage: Eukaryota; Viridiplantae; Streptophyta; Magnoliopsida; Proteales; Nelumbonaceae
Product: protein tesmin/TSO1-like CXC 5
Biological process (GO): regulation of DNA-templated transcription
Cellular component (GO): nucleus
Source: RefSeq, a predicted model, not a curated record